AUGCGCCCUCGCGUUUCCCCCAUCUACCUAAUCAACUCCCAGGCGCUCUCAGUCAGUAUAUUCCCCUACAUGCUGAAGCUGCUGCAGACGAGUGCAGUGGCAGGUUGGGUCAUCUCAAGUCAAUUGAGCAUUUUUUCCCCUCUUCCCUCCUGCGCCCAUACCUCCCAGGCGCUCUCAGUGGGCAUAUUCCCGUACGUGCUGAAGCUGCUGCAGACCAGCGCAGUGGAGCUGCGGCAGAUUCUCGUGUUCAUCUGGACCAAGAUUCUGGCUCUCGACAAGUCAUGCCAGGUGGAUCUGGUGAGGGACGGCGGGCACAUGUAUUUCAUCAAGUGCCUUGAGACGCACGAGCCAUACUCCUCCGACCCUAGGGAGCGAGCCACAGUGGCCUUUCAGCGAGCCAUGGCCGCCUUUGUGCUCGCGCUCAUAUGCGACGGUCAUCCCAAGGGGCAUCAGGCCUGCCUGCAGACAAUGUUGCCGCGGCGGUUUUGCAAUGUGUUUUGCUUGCAACGAAGCAAAUCCCUCUUGCCCUUCCCUUUCCCCAGACAUGACUCGUCCCUCUCUGCGUCGUACGCAUCUCCUUCCCCACCUGUCCCCACGCCCUUGUCUUGCUCUCCAGGCGGGUCUCAUCCCCUUGUGCUUGAUGCACAUCCAAGCCGCCCCUCCUGCGGAGCCACUGCUGCUGCAGUGGCUGUGCCUGUGCGUGGGCAAGCUGUGGGGGGGAGCGCCAGAGGCACAGGCAGCGGCGUUGGCUCAACAUCGCGCCCCUCAGAUCCUUUCUCCGUUGCUGUCAGAGCCACAGCCAGAGCCGCGCCUGGGGAUGGAGAGAGAGCAGAGGGAGGGAGAGGGGGCGGAGAAGGAGAGGUGGGAUUAACAGGAGAUGGAGGAGAUGACAGAGAGGAAGGAGAGAGGCUCGGCACGGACGGUCGGCUGUAUCCCCGGCCAGGUCCGGCAGUGAACGCACCUCUCCCGGUCCUCCAAUCCACCGCAGGCUCGGCGGUGGUGGGGCGGAUGCUCGCGCAAUCUUUUGACGCUGCAGGCUCGGGAGUAGGCUCGGGAGGUACGGCGGCAGGUUCGGGGAAUACUGCAGCCUCGGGAGGGUCAGCUUCGUAUCUGAGAGUGUAUGAGGAGGAAGGGGAGAGAGAUGGGGGCGGGGGAGCAGCAGCAGGGGGGACGGGAGGGGGCAAAGGACAGGGGGGUGCGGGGAGUAAGGGCACAGGGGCGGCAGCAACUGGGGCAGGCGGUACUGUAGCAGCUACAGGAGGAGGGGGAGGUGGAGAUGGUGGGGUUACAAUAACGAUUCCUCCCUUGGUGAAUGGUAUUGUUCCUAUAGCAGAAGGUGCUUGUGAGAGCGAAGCUUCAUCAGGGGAGGAUAGAAGUAGAGGCAAUGAGGGCCAACAGCAGUCAGAUGUUACAGACAGCGCGACGUACCUGCAGAGCAUGAUUGCUGUAUACACUCUUGCGAGGGACCCUGCUCCGUCUGUAUCUAAGAUCAGCCGGCAAACACUUGCCCAGAUUGGCUCCUCUGUAGCAGCAGCCGCGACGAGUCUCAAUGCGGCCGCGGCAGCGGCAGCAGCCGCGGCGGCAGGGGCAGGAGGAGGAGUGGGGGGAGCGGAGGCGGUGGGAGGAGGAAUGGGCGGAGCUGGUAUGGGGUAUGACGCGUUUAUGAUGCCGAUGAUGGUUCCCGGGAUGGGUGGGGUCGGGGGGGGCAUGGCAGCAGGGGGUCUUGCACCGUCUGCUAGCUUCAGCAACUUGACCCGAAGCAGCAGCAGGGAUGCUGGAACGGUGAUCAUCACUGGUGCAGGUGCUGGUGCUGGCGGUGCUGGGGGAGUUUUAGGAGGAGCUAUAGGAGGAGCCAUAGGCACUCCGAAUCUCUCUCUGGCUGCUGCUGCAGCAGUGGGGGCUGCGGGGCCUGUGGGUUUGCCAGGCCUGGGGGGGGUUGGUGCAGGGAUGGGGCAUCAUGGGCUGAUGAGUCCUGCCAUGAGCCCACGUGUCCCCUCCCCAUUGGCUGCUGGAUUGGCUCCUGCGAUCACGCGGUCCACGUCAUGGGUUGCCCCUGUCAACGCCCCCCACCCAAUGGGCAGCUGGCGACAGCUGGCGGCACCACAGCUCGCCAUGUCACCCUCUGCUGCUGCAGCCUCGGGGUUCCUCCAAGCCCGGGACCCGUUUGGCCUGGUGGCUCGGGACAGCCUCGGGCUGCCGCCGAUGCUGGCAGCAGGUUCGGGAAUGCAGGCUCGGGACAGCGGGAUGCGGAGGGUAAUGACUGCAGUGGAUUUCUCGUCGUCCCAGCAGCAACAGCAGCAGCAGCAGCAGCAGCAGCGGCAGAUCGGGGGGAUGGGAAAUGGGGAGAUCCUGGGGGGAGUGCAUGUGCUGUCAUCUAUCACUGGAGGAGGAGGGUACCCGCCCUUGAGACCCAAUGCUGCAGCCACCUCAUCAGACUCCACUGCCCCAUCCAACCCACCUGCACAUACAACCCCUGCUAGGGCGAUCCCUGCUCCUCUCUCUGCCCCUCUGUCCGCGUCUCUCUCAGCGUCGCUCCUCGACCCGUUUCUCUCGCUGGAUGCAGCGGCAGCAGCGCAGGCAAAGCCAGUGCCAAAGUCGGGGCUGUAUGCGUGGAGCUGUGGGCACUUGUCGCGGCCGCUGCUGGAGGCAGUGUGUGACGCGGAGGCUGAGACGAGGCGAGCGGCGAGGGAGAAGAAAGCAGUAGAGGGCGUGGCGGAGUGCCGGCGAGCAACGGUGAGCAAGGUGAGCGAUCAGAUCGCAAGCUUUGACACCGAGUCAGACAUGAUGACAGAGGCCGUGCUCCUGCACCCCUUCCUGCCCCUCGUGUGCAUUGCGGAUGAAAACGAGGUUGUGAGAAUCUGGAACUACGAGGAGGGGUUGACAGUGAGCACGUUUGACAACCAGACGGGAGGCGGAGGGGGUGUGGACGGGCACAAGGGAGUCAGCCAGCUGUGCCUGCUCAACGAACUAGACGACACACUGCUGCUUGUUGCCUCCAGGGAUGGCAGUGUGCGGGUGUGGCGGGACUUUGCGCGAAGAGGCAAGCAACGAAUAGCCACGGCAUGGCAGGCACCAAGUUACGUGGCAGCGGGGUGUGACGAUGGCUCUGUGCGGCUAUUUGACAUCCGGUCGCAGCCUCGGGCACAGCUUGUGUGCGGCACGCACCAUCACUCGCAUCGAGUUGCAGGGAUCGCCUUUCACCCCGCCAGCACUGCCGCUCCCCAGAUUAUUUCUGCUUCCAGCUCCGGCGAGAUCGUGUUUUUAGAUGCCCGGAAUCCGGGGCAGCCAAUCAGAAGAGUGGAGGCGCACAAGGGGCACCUCACAGCGCUCUCCGUUCACCGGCACCUGCCCGUCAUGGCCACGGGCAGCUCGAAACAAUUAAUCAGAGUAUUCAACAUGUCUGGCGACCUAUUGAGUGUUGUCCGCUACCACAACAGCUUCCUGGGCCAGCGCAUUGGCCCCGUCAGCGCGCUGCACUUCCAUCCGUACAAGCGUCUGCUUGCUGCUGGGGCUACAGACUCCAUUGUUUCAAUCUAUGCUGGGGAGACACACCGCAGCUAG
Molecule: messenger RNA, 3561 nt
Organism: Closterium sp. Yama58-4
Lineage: Eukaryota; Viridiplantae; Streptophyta; Zygnematophyceae; Desmidiales; Closteriaceae
Source: the annotation of a GenBank genome assembly